Molecule: messenger RNA, 2322 nt
Organism: Mycotypha africana
Lineage: Eukaryota; Fungi; Mucoromycota; Mucoromycetes; Mucorales; Mycotyphaceae
Exons: 1
Coding region: 50-2218 (722 amino acids)
Source: RefSeq, a predicted model, not a curated record
UUCUUUUUUUUUUUUUUUAUUUAGAAAAAAAGCAAACGUAUUUACAACGAUGAAAAAUAUUAACGGGAGUAACAAAAUUGAAGCCACCAUCAGUGAUAGUCUGCCAAUUGCAGCGCAUAUAUUUGAAGGCUACCUCUAUCUAAAGGACGAUAACACGAACAAAUGGUUAUGGAGACUAUUUCGAUUUGACGGUUUAUGCUUGACUUGCCUAUCGUCGAAGAAGUAUAAAUUACCGCCUCAUACCCUUUUAGAUGCACCAGCUGUUACAAUCCCCACCAAUAACGAACGUCAGCAUUUGAGUUUCUUGAGUCAAAAUACAUCAACUACCUCUCUCACAUCACCUUUGUAUGCAACACUAAAGGACAAAUCAGCUAGAAUUACCACUCCAGCAAACAAUAAAAACAAUCUCUGCACAGCACCCGUGGCAAGCUACUAUCAAUUGCCGAAAUGGACAGUCCAAAUGAUCAAUGUUUCUUCAAUAUCAAUUUUGAAACCGAACCAGAUCAAACCAACGGCGACUAUACGAGUAAAGAGCCUUAAACAUACAUUGCUACCCAUCAGUAAUAUUAGCAAUAGUCUCCACAAACAUACUGCAUCCCAAACUAAAUUAAAAUGCUUCUCCAUUUGUACGUACGACGGGAAAUGUUACAAUUUAAGAGCCCACAAACAGAGAGAUUUUGAAAGAUGGGUCUUUGUUCUGGCGAAAAUGUGGAGAUUCGCUCAAGCUGCACGCCACAUGUAUCACCAUACAGAGCCAGCAAUAUCUGUAUCACUAACACCGCAAUACCACCCAUCCACGUCAUCAGAUCCUCAGCUUUCACCCACAGCUAGGCUCUCUAUGAGCUUAAACGAAAGUGUAAACAGCUUCCCUCUAGAUCUGGACAAUAUAAUAGCAACAGAGAGGAAAAAAGAUUGCUUUUAUACUGCAAAAAGUGAUAUAAGUCGCUUUUACCAAAAGAACCAGAUGAAUGAAGCAACAACGGAAAGUAGCCAUAGCAAUAACAAACAUAUAAUGCUCUCAAGGGAAAAAACGCUGUGGAUUGAGGAGUGGGUAAAAUCUUUAGCAGCAUUGCAGACGCGUAAAGCAGAAGAAUUGGAUUAUAUGACAGAACUAAGUAGCCCUGUGCCCAGUAUUCAUAAUGUUGAAAAGCAAAAGAGAAGUACAUCUGUCCCACAACAAAGUAUCAGGAAAUCUUCACUACGAUACCGUGCCGUUCAUCAGCGCUCUCCAUCCAUUCGUCAACGAAGCGAAUCCGUAAAGCGCAGACACAUUAUACCCGUACAGCCUAGUACAGCUAUUCCUUCUCGGCACGCAAAUCAGCAAACAGUACUUACACAGGCGCCUUCUUCCACAAGUAUUAAAUCACUGAAAGCUGAAAGUAGAAAGAGCAACAAUAGAAAGAGCUAUCCCCGAUCUGCUUCUGCUGGUAAUCUCAUCGCUAAAAUUAAUGAUGACAGAUACAUUGAUUUUUUUCAAGACGCCAAUACUGUACAAACCGAUGAAUCAACUACUAACACAGCUGCUAAUGUUGCUAGUGUUGAUACUAAUGCCACCAAUCUCAAGUUAAAUCUAUCUAUUGUGAACAAUAAUAACAGUAUAAAAAUAGGAAAUCGCUUCAUAAAGAAAGAAAUUGCAAAGCAUUCACUUAAAUACCAUAACUCAUUCCGAGCACACCCUGUCAAAAUUAUACGUAACAGUACAUCUAACUAUCAAUUUUUGACCGCACCUACAAUCCCUAUCGAUAGCCUUCCACUGCAUAUUAAUCAAAGGCAGCAAGCUUCUCCAAAAGACCAUCACCAACCGUUAGAAUGCUUGAGAAAGAACGUAAAUUACACUUAUAACACUACAGAAGAAGCUAAGCAUGAAAAAUAUAUUGAACUCAACAGCAGUGACAGUGGUAGCAGAAAUGAUGAUGACCACGAUGAAAAUGUUUGCUUGGAGGAUAUUCGAAGAUCAUUACAAAGUGUUGAUUUAAAUAGCAGAAAACCUCUUCAAUUAUCACAGCAUUAUCCUUCGUCUAUUCACAAUAUGAACGAAAGGGCAAGGCCUAGGUCGGCACUUAUCGCUACAAGAACUUCUAACAGCAGCGUCGGCAAGCAGAAUAACAGAUGUAGGAAUUCGUGGGCGGCUACCAUCACGAGUCCCCAUCAUCUCAACUACACUUAUGACAUUAGUGGUAUUGCUCCGACUGCCACUACUACUACCACUCUUACUUGAAACCUCCUUUCUUUUUUUAAUACAUGAAUAAACCGCUAUGCCACAUCUUUGGCGCUUUUUCUUCUUGAUAAGAAAAAACAAAAACAGAAAGAAAAAAAAAAAAA